AUGGAAAGGCAGAGAUAUGCGGGUGACCACUGGGGCUGCCGGGUGAGGGUCGAGUCAAUACGUCCGAAAUCAACACGGUUGUUUCGCAAACCUCGCUUUUCCCUGCACGAACAAAAAGAUCUCUUAUUGUCUCCUUUUCUUUUUCUUCAUCUUCCAUUUUUUAUCGACUAUAUUUUCUUCAUCGUCUUCUCGUUUUCCUCUCGUUGUGUGUUGCUCCUUCUUUUAGCCCACCCCGUCAUUAUUGUUCUAUUGGAAGAUUUUUACUUAGUCAGCCUUUAUUCUUCCUUCUCGCUUCUUCUUUCAAUAUUCCUCUUAUUUAACAUCUUUUUCUUUCUCUUCAUCUUUUUCUUUCUCUUCAUCUUUUUCUUUCUCUUCAUCUUUUUCUUUCUCUUCAGACCCUUCAAUUCUAAAUUCCUUCAAUUUUUUUCAAAUCUAAUUUAUCACUCGUUUUCAUUUCUUUAUUCUAUUUUUCCAUUCCCCAUUUUAAGAGUUCAAUUUCAAAUAAACAUUCUUUUCACUUUCUUCCUUUUCUACCUAAUAUUAACAUCUCCUCCUUUCUCUCCUUUCAACAUAUUCUUUAACACUUUUCCCUCCCUUAUUCAAGUUACUCUGACACCCUCGUAUUUCUUUAUAGUUUCCUACUGUUUUUCCCACCUUCUUUAA
Acanthosepion pharaonis is the source of this 663-nucleotide messenger RNA. The record is from the annotation of a GenBank genome assembly. Lineage: Eukaryota; Metazoa; Mollusca; Cephalopoda; Sepiida; Sepiidae.